AUGGCGUCAAAACCAGACGACGAGCUCUACCAGCUCGAACUUCUCUCCCUCACAGGCAAAGUCGCAAACGAGCUGCUCAACCACACCGGCAUCAACGAUCGCGUCCUCGCAGAGUUCAUCCUGUCGCUACACGACUCAGCCACUUCUGUCGCAGACUUUAAAUCUAAGCUUUCCGAAGUAGGUGCCGAUUUCCCUGACAGUUUUGUCACCAACCUCGACCGGCUCAUUCUUCGAUUGCAUCCUAAACACAAGAAACCUUCCGCCUCCAAAGCUUCCACCAACGACAAACCCGGCUCUGCUUCACCCAGCGCAAAGGGAAAAGAGAAGGCGACGGCGGAAGACGAGGAGCGCGAGAGAAAGGCGCGCAUGUUUCCAGGUCUCGCCAUCAAAGACCAGGAAUGGCAACCUUCCGAGGACAAGGGUCGCAAUGCUGUCGACGACUUUCUCAAGGAGUUUGAAGACAUGGCUGCUGCAAAGUCCGCAUCACAUGCCAACGGCCAUGCAAGACACAACGGCAUCCGUUCUCCGCCCCCGGGCAAGGCGAACAGGUACGACAAUGACGAAAAUCGUGCAGCUUCCUCCUCUUCCUCGUCCCGCAGAGGUCGAGAUGACCGUCCACCAUCCCAUCUAUCCCGCCCAACUCCCGACGACCGACCGCAACUCUACAAGAUCUAUGAAGGUCAGGUCAGUAACAUGCGCGAUUUUGGCGUCUUUGUCAGUCUUGAAGGUCUCCGCGGUCGUUUUGAGGGCAUGGUUCACAUUGGCUCGAUUGCAGCAGGCACGCGCGUCAACCAUCCCUCCGACCUUCUUUCCCGAGGUCAGAGGGUCAAAGUCAAAGUCAUGUCGGUCGUUGGCGACCGCAUUGGUCUAUCCAUGAAAGAUGUCGAUCAAGCAACUGGACGAGAUCUCACGCCGCACCUCCGCAUCAAAACCGAGGCAGAAAUGGCAGAGGAACGCGAACGCCACGCCGCUCGUUCUGCCAGUGGUGCCAAUAGCGCACCCUUAGGUGGCACCAGAGGAAGCAACGGAGCUGGAAGCGGUAUCGCCGUCAAAGAAGACGGUCGUGGUAGAAGCAUGAAACGGCUCACUAGUCCCGAACGCUGGGAGCUGCGUCAACUCAUCGCCAGUGGUGUUGCCAAAGCCAGCGACUACCCCGAACUCCUGGAGGAAGACCUGCGUACGCCCAAUACACAACCUGGUGCAGACGAUGACGAUGAGGAGAUUGACAUUGAAGUCAACGAGAAAGAAGCGCCUUUCCUCAAAGGUCAAACUAGCUCUUCCAUCGAAAUGUCGCCUGUCAAGAUCGUCAAAGCACCCGAUGGAACGCUCAACCGAGCUGCCAUGGCCGGUGCUACACUCGCCAAAGAGCGCAGGGAGCUUCGCAAGCAAGAGGCGGAAGAGGAAGCUGAUGCCGAAGCGGCUGAUAUGACUUCCGGCUGGCUCGACCCCAUGGCGCAGCAGGGUGAUCGCAUGUUUGCCCAGGAUCGACGCGGCAACAUCCUCGGUGCAAAGGCGCAGGAUCAACCUGCUUGGAAGAAGGAGACGUUCAACAAGGCCACCACUUUCGGCCGCAUCACCAACCUUUCUAUGCAAGAACAGCGUCAAAGCUUGCCCAUCUUUAAGUUGCGACAAGAGCUGGUGCAAGCGAUUCGCGACAACCAAGUCUUGAUCGUAGUCGGAGACACUGGCUCGGGCAAAACGACGCAGAUGACGCAAUACUUGGCCGAAGAGGGAUUUGCUGAUCGCGGCAAGAUCGGAUGUACGCAGCCGAGGCGUGUAGCAGCUGUGAGUGUCGCCAAACGUGUUGCCGAGGAAGUUGGGUGUAGAGUCGGGCAAGAGGUGGGCUAUACGAUCCGUUUCGAGGACUGCACCAGCCCAGAAACCAAGAUCAAGUACAUGACGGACGGUAUGCUUCAACGAGAGUGUCUUGUGGAUCCCGACGUAUCCAACUACUCGGUCAUCAUGCUCGACGAGGCACACGAACGCACGAUUGCAACCGACGUUCUGUUUGGACUGCUUAAAAAGGCACUCAAACGGAGACCGGAUCUCAAGCUCAUCGUCACAUCGGCAACGUUGGAUGCGGAAAAGUUUUCCACCUACUUUUUCGGCUGUCCAAUCUUUACCAUUCCCGGACGAACGUAUCCUGUCGAGAUUCUGUACACAAAAGAACCGGAACCGGACUACUUGGAUGCAGCGCUGAUCACGGUGAUGCAGAUUCACCUUUCGGAACCCACCGGCGACAUCCUCGUCUUCCUCACGGGGCAGGAAGAGAUCGAUACAAGCUGCGAGAUCCUGUUUGAGCGCAUGAAGGCGUUGGGACCUAGCGUGCCCGAACUGAUCAUUUUACCGGUCUACUCUGCGCUACCGUCCGAAAUGCAAACGCGUAUCUUUGAGCCUACACCCGCCGGAUCUCGAAAAGUCAUCUUGGCGACCAAUAUCGCCGAGACGAGCAUCACGAUCGAUGGCAUCUACUACGUGGUCGAUCCUGGAUUUGUCAAGCAGAACGCAUACGAUCCCAGGUUGGGCAUGGACUCGCUGGUGGUGACGCCAAUUUCGCAGGCGCAAGCUCGACAGCGUGCCGGACGAGCUGGACGGACGGGACCGGGCAAAUGCUAUCGACUGUACACGGAAGCGGCGUAUCGAAACGAGAUGCUGCCCAACUCGAUUCCUGAUAUCCAGCGCCAGAACCUAGCAUCGACGAUCCUGGCUUUGAAAGCGAUGGGUAUCAAUGAUCUGGUCAACUUUGACUUUAUGGAUCCGCCACCUGCGCAGACGCUGCUGACCGCCUUGGAAUCGCUCUACGCUCUUUCCGCAUUGGACGACGAGGGCUUGCUCACUCGGUUGGGCAGGAAGAUGGCUGACUUCCCCAUGGAACCGAUGAUGUCCAAGAUGCUGAUCGCCAGCGUCGAUCUAGGAUGUUCGGAAGAGAUGCUUUCCAUUGUCGCGAUGCUGUCGGUGCAGAACGUGUUCUACCGACCCAAAGAUAAGCAGACGCAAGCGGACGCCAAGAAGGCCAAGUUUUUCCAGCCGGAAGGAGACCAUCUGACUCUGCUGGGCGUGUACAACGGAUGGGCGGCAAGCAAGUUCAGCAUGCCGUGGUGUAUGGACAACUUUGUACAAGGUCGAUCGCUGCGUCGGGCGCAGGAUGUGAGGAAGCAGCUGGUUGGCAUUAUGGACCGGUACAAGCACGACAUUGUGUCGUGUGGUAAGAACUACAACCGCGUUCGCAAGGCGAUCUGUUCGGGCUACUUUAGAAAUGCGGCCAAGAAGGAUCCUCAGGAGGGGUACAAGUCUCUGGCGGAAUCGGGUGGCUCGGUGUACAUCCACCCGAGCUCAGCGCUGUUUAAUCGGGCACCCGAAUACUGCGUUUACCACGAAGUGGUGUUGACCACGCGCGAGUAUAUGAGGGAGGUGACGGCGAUCGAGCCAAAAUGGCUGGUGGAGGUGGCACCGAGGUUCUUCAGGACUGCAGAUGCGUUGAACAUCAGCAAGAGGAAGAGGCAGGAGAAGGUGGCACCGCUGUUCGAUCGGUUUGCCAAGCACCAGGAUGAGUGGCGCUUGAGCAAGGUCAAGCGGGUGGGCAAGAGCAGUCAGACAUUUGGUUAA
Messenger RNA from Mycosarcoma maydis (corn smut), 3606 nucleotides. Its product is annotated as putative ATP dependent RNA helicase. NCBI's taxonomy places the organism in Eukaryota, Fungi, Basidiomycota, Ustilaginomycetes, Ustilaginales. Gene Ontology annotation, cellular component: intracellular anatomical structure; catalytic step 2 spliceosome. The record is from RefSeq and is a predicted model, not a curated record. Gene Ontology annotation, biological process: spliceosomal complex disassembly; mRNA splicing, via spliceosome. The transcript has a single exon. The coding region runs from base 1 to 3606 and encodes 1201 amino acids. Gene Ontology annotation, molecular function: RNA helicase activity; RNA binding; ATP binding.